CAUGAACUUCCUGUGCAAUGCGGGGUAGCUUCCGUGCAGUUCAUGAACCUUCCAUACAGUACACCUCCGGCCGAACUCCGCAGGAUUCAAACCUGAACCCUGACUCGCUCGCGUGGCGCACUGGCGCAUAGCGCCCUCCACAUCUUGUAUCGCACGAGUUCCGCCUCCAACUAGAAUCUUGCGAUUUUACACCUCGCACGUACGAUACUUCCAAACCCCCCACUCGAAGACCGCGCACCGCGCACCCACCGCCGCGAUGCAAGGCUUCAACAUGGGGCGGUACUACCCGCCCGACGCCUCGAACGCCCCGACCUUCAACAAAUCGCACCCGCUCGGCGCCCGCGCCAACAAGAUAUCGCAAGGCAUCUUGACCGUGCGCUUCGAGCUACCCUUCGCGGUGUGGUGUCAGCACUGCAAACCCGAAGCGAUCGUGGGCCAGGGUGUGCGCUUCAACGCCGCCAAGAAGAAGGUCGGCAACUUCUACAGCACGCCAAUAUGGAGUUUCCGCGUCAAGCACACGGCGUGUGGCGGCGAGUGGGAGAUCAGGACCGAUCCUAAGACGACGCAGUAUUUGUGUGUCGAGGGGUGUAGGAAGAGGGAUUAUGGGCCGGAGGACGUGGAGCGUGAGGGCGAGUUGGGGAUGAUGGGUGAGGCGGAGAGGGCGAAGAGGAGAGACGAUGCGUUUGCGGGACUGGAGGGCAAGUUGGAAGAUAAGGCGCGGGACAAGGGGAAUAAAGAGAGAGUCGAGGAGUUGUAUGAGCAGGCGGAGACCUGGAGGGACCCUUAUGAUGUUAAUGCGCGCUUGAGGAGGGAUAUGAGGGAGAAGAGGAAGGUGUGGAAGAAAGAGGAGAGGCAUAAGGAAGGAAUGCAAGAGAAGUUCAGCUUGGGGCUGGAUAUUGAGGACGAGACGGAUGCAGACAGACAGAAGGCUGGACUGAUUGAGUUUGGUGGUGCUGAAGACGUAGUGGAGAGCUGGAAACCCCUUUUUGCCUCGGCGCAUGCGGAGCGUACGGGCGACGUGAGCAGCAAACCUAGAACGAAGAAGCUCAAGGCGGAGCUGGCGGCAGAGAAGAGUCGAAACGAUCUACAGCAGAAGCUUGUUGGCAACACUCGCGCUGUUGUUGAUCCAUUUGUUUCUAGAGAAGCCACCUCGAAGAGUAGGCCCAAUCUUGGCUUGUUGAAGAGAAAGCGAAGCGUGGAGGCUGCACCAACUGCUCAAACUACGCUUUUGAAACCCAGCCCAGGGGAUGACAUUGCCGCGCCCGCUCACAGCCUCGCAGCAUUGGUCGGUUAUGACUCGGAUUGAAGAAGCCUACAUCCCGAA
Molecule: messenger RNA, 1324 nt
Organism: Boeremia exigua
Lineage: Eukaryota; Fungi; Ascomycota; Dothideomycetes; Pleosporales; Didymellaceae
Product: CWC16 protein
Exons: 1
Coding region: 257-1306 (349 amino acids)
Biological process (GO): mRNA splicing, via spliceosome
Cellular component (GO): post-mRNA release spliceosomal complex; U2-type spliceosomal complex
Source: RefSeq, a predicted model, not a curated record